CGGACGACAAACCUAGGCCAUCUCACUUUAUCGUGCCUGCGAUCUCACUCUUUUCGCGCAUCCGUACCCCUGGCGCUGGAAAUAAAUCUAAUGUUCUACAAGCUUUUGUAACCGUUUGUUGAAUAUGGAAAUCAAAGGAAAGAUUUGCUUCGAGCCCACCAGGCCGCGCGGUUUACAUCCCUAAAUUGCGAGCCAGGAAGUGCGCAGUGAGGCCACAAAUUCUUGCAAAUUGACAAGUAGUGGGAUGGCUGAAUUAACAAAAUUUUGUAAUUUCAUAAACUAAAAUGGUCGCCGUUUCAUGACGUUCGCAAAGACACUGGACUGUGUGGUCAAGAAUCCUACAGGGAGAAAAGUACAAGCCGAAUAUCACGCUGAGUAUUUCAGAUGGAGCGUCAGGCAAACUUAUGUGCAAAUAGGGUGAAAUCACAAGUAUGCUAAAGUGAGACAAGCUACAUUGGUCGUCGGUGUGACUUGUUUCGCUUGUGGUUGUACUGAUAUCAUGCUCUCUUAUUCACCCGCCACUUCUCCUCUUUGUCUAAAACUAUGACGUCAGCACUGCUUACCUGCGAAGCGUCAACCAAUCAGAGAAAAGGAGUUUCUAUACCUACCCUCAUAUUUCCACCGGAUAUUGUUCAGUAUGUCUCAGAAUUCCUAAGUACCUGCGGUUAACUGCCAAGGGAAGUCCUCGAGGUUCAGAACGACUGAAUACACCGGGAAUAUUCCAAAAGUUUCCCCAGACGCACAGUGUUGUCCACCAGAUGGCGGUUGCCGAACAUUAUUAAGUUCGGGUGUACGGAGCAACGAGUAUGGCGACCAGUUCUCGUUGGUGUAAAGUUUACCUGUUGAUAAUCGAGUCGAAUUCAGCCCGUAGAAAAACCAUAGAAUUAGCCCGACUGUAACGAGGCGAAUCGCUUCUGGCAUACACCUCGUUCGCAACGCAAUUCCGUUCUAAUGAGGUGGUUAACACUUUCAUACAGAACAAGUGUAACCAAACGAUGCACCAGAAUCUCAAGAGCACGAAAAUUAGGGGAGAAGUGCUGUCAUUGCCUGCACAUCUAGCAUAAAGGUCGGCGUACGAUGGUUCACCGCGUCACAAGCGCUCUGUGAUGGGCCUGAUAGUCGAGGAUUCGCCAGCGGUUUCAUUCACAUUCACAGAGAUAAAUAAAAAUGUAAUGUAAAUUCAUUCUCUGUGUUUACCCGCGGCAACCGACUCCCUCUACUUUUUCUUUGGAGUAGAACCUUUGGAAAAUUUCAUAUCAGAGAAUGGCAAUUCGCAUCACGCUAGAAUGCGGCCACUCAUCCACAUUACGUGCGCAUACCACAGCAGAGGGUUACACUCAUGAUUGGGAACUGUUUGUGCGGGGUGUACAGAACGCUGACAUACAUCAUUAUGUUGAGAAAGUGGUUUUUCAACUACACGAAACAUUUUCAAAACCAAAGAGGGUGCUGAAGGAACCACCGUUCGAGCUGAAAGAGUCUGGUUAUGCUGGCUUCGAAAUCCCCAUUCAUAUCUACCUGAAGAACAAAGAUGAGGGAACCAAGAAGAUCGAGUUACUGUAUGAUCUUCAUUUGCAAACCAGUGGUCCUGCCAUUGCAAACGUGAUGCGGCACACCGAGAUAAUUAACAAUCCCUCGGAUGAGUUCCGGCGAAAAUUACUGAAGGGUGGUGGCGCUAUAGUGUCGAGUUCCGAGAGUUCAGCCGAGAAAAGCGAGAUCAAGACUCCAACUAUGGUCGGCAAGCCAAAGUUGAGCGGGAGCGAGACGAAAAAGCACAAGACCGUUGAGUCGAAGACAUCGAAUUCCUUCGCUGAACUGUUCGGCACCCCUCUGAAGCCCACGAAAGUCUCGCAGGAUACGAAGAAGCCAGCACAGCCGGAGAAGUCGUCGGCCCCGAAGCCGGUGGUCGCUGCGGAGAAAUCCGAGAAAGUGGACAAGGCCUCGAAGCUGAAGGAUUCGCCCCACAAGGACAGCAAGAAAGAGAAGAUCGACGAUAAGAAAGACAAGAAGCUGAAGGAUCAGUCGAAGAAUAAGAAUCGGAGCAAAGACAAGUCGAAAAGGCCCUCUAGUCCGGGGGCGAAGAGUCACUCGAGCCCUUCGAACAAGCGACCACCGUCCCCGGUGUCCUUGAAACGACCGGCCAGUCCGUCUGCGUUGCCACCCAGUAAGCGACCAGUGUCGCCGAAGUCGAAGGAGAAAGAGCUCAAGAAGCCGGUCUCGGAGAAGGAGAAAGAGAAGAGCAAGGAGAAAGAGAAAACCAAGGAUAGUUCGAAGAGCGUCGUGGACCCGUCGAAAAGCGAAAAGAAGAAGGACAAGAAGAAGCACAAAGAGGACCGGGACAAGGAGCGCAAGGACAAGUACAAAGAGGGCGAGCGAUCCGCCUCGAAGGAGUCGUUGAAGGUCAGUGAGAAGAAGAGCGAGAAGCCGGAGAAGCCAGAGAAAAGUGAGAAAGAGAAGAGCCAAGAGUACAAAUCGACAAAGGACGGUCGGAAAUCGCCGAAGCAGCCGAAGGAGCCAGAGAAACCGAAGGAGGAGAAGCUUCCGAAGGUAGAGAAACCAGAGAAGACUGAGAAGUCGGAGAAGCCGAAAGAUGGCAAGAGUGAAAAGGACAGGCAAAAGCACAAGCACAGGAAGAGGGACAAAAAGGACAAGCGGGACAGUAGCAAGGAGAGAGACAAGAAGGAGAAACGGGACAGGAUAAAGACAUCCUCGGAAAAGCAAAACAAUGUCGCGAAUGCGUCGACGGGCAACCCCCUGUUAGCCCUCCUAUCGGAAAUGCCGGAGAGGGACAGCAGCGACUCGGCGCCCUCGGUGGACGACGAUUCGUUCUCGGAGCCAAAGCCGGUGACCAAGAAGGAGCCGGAGAACGCGACAGUGUCGACGCCGCCGACGGAGAUGCCGAAGCCGAUGUCGCCAGCGAUGCCGACGGAGAUCAAGAAGGAGAAAGUGGACAGAAACAAGAGGGAGAAGCCGAAGGGCAGCAAGGGCGAGGAGAAAGAGAUCCGCAAGCGGAAACGGCGGAGCGAGAGCAAGGGCGAUGACGAGCACGUCGUCAAAAGGGAAAAGGAUCGAGGUCCGUCGACUUCGCCGCCAUUGGAGCCUGUCUCGUCGAGCCAAUCGCCGGUGGCCGUCGAUCAGGAUCAGGUGCACAUCGCCAAGGAGAAGGAGGACAGGGCUGCUGCGGAGCAAGCAACAGAGAAGAACGUCGAGGUCGAGGCCGAGCAGGUCGCCCCCGACUCCACGAACAGCACUCUGGUCGACUCGGAGAUGGGCGAGCCACCCGUGUUCUCCGAGGACUAUGUGUCCCAGUUGAAAGACUUGCAGCAAAAGAUCAUGACUCUGCAGGACAACCAGGAGCUGCAGAGAGUCGUCCAAGUGAUUGCGGAGACCGGCCAGUACGAGAUUACGAAGAAGACGUUUGACUUCGACCUGUGCGCCCUGGAUCGUAGAACGGUGCAACGUCUGCAGCAGUUCUUCGCGUCGUGACCGUCUGUAGCAUAAAACACGCAUGACAUCUCUCUCUUUCAUUUUACAUAUUAUUAUUCUAUGUAUAAGUCACUAAGUUAUUUGAGCUUACAAGAGAUUCUUUCACCUGAAUAUAAUGAAGAAGGAAAAUAGUAAUAUAUAAGACCCCAGGAGAACGUAGCGGAAACACACGUACAGAACACCUUCUCGGCGAAGAGAGGAAAGACCGGGUUUUUUUUUUCGAUCUGGGCGUGUGCUCGAAUCUUCCGUGUUCUUUCGUUUCUGUUCUUUUUUUUCUGCCUUUCUAUUUUUUCUACUACUUCUAUCAUUACUACUACUACUACUACCACUACUACUACUACUACUACUAUUUCUUCUUCCACUUCAUUUUUCAUCUGUUUCGUCUAUUCUCGUCCUAUUCGGUAUUCGUCGAUUUUUAGAAACGCGUUGCAUAAAUUAUACACUCUUUUAGGGGAAAAAUUCGAUGUCGGGGCAAUCGAUUUAUCGAUUCGUAUUUAAAAUAGUCGGUUUUUCAAAACUCCGGGUUCUUCGUCCUCGUCAACGGGAUCAGCCUAUUUUGUUACACAAUUUUUACACGUUUCCAGCACUUGUUACUUUUUACGUUAUUUUGUACAUAGGUGAUAUUAUACAUAUAAUCUGUAUAAAGCACA
Messenger RNA from Megalopta genalis, 4133 nucleotides. It is a transcript of the gene ear, whose product is annotated as ENL/AF9-related super elongation complex transcription factor. Gene Ontology annotation, biological process: positive regulation of DNA-templated transcription. Lineage: Eukaryota; Metazoa; Arthropoda; Insecta; Hymenoptera; Halictidae. The record is from RefSeq and is a predicted model, not a curated record. Gene Ontology annotation, cellular component: transcription elongation factor complex. Gene Ontology annotation, molecular function: chromatin binding.